AUGACCGAUAGAAACAUCUUUAAGCGGAAGAGAGUGACAAGUGACAUUCUAUCGUACUUACCCUCUAGGAGUGAAACGGUACAUCACGACACUAAUGAAGAUAAAAUUCGCCAAAUACAAUUGAGGUUAGAGAGACUCGAAACCGAGAAAUACAACCUCAAUAAACAAGUCGAGUGCUCUAAAAUUACGCAUAAUUUGUUUGUCCAAGAGAGCUCACAAAAGAUCACAGAGCUCAUCACUGAACGAAACGAUUUCAAAGCACUGGCUAUCCAACAACAAAAAAAUGCAGCCGAGUCAGUCCAGACUUUGGCGGUAAUAAAAAAAGAGCACAUCAAUGCGACGGAAAAGUUAAGGAGCUCUUUGGAAGGCGCAAACCUCCAAGUGAGGCAACUCAAAGAAGAGCUCGACCAACAAGAGUAUACCCAUAGCAAUUAUGUAGUGCAAAAUGAACGUCAAACAUCAGAGACGCAGUCUCAAAUUGAAGAACUCGUCAAUAUGAAUGACGCGCUUAAAAACGACCUUCAGCUUCAGGAAGCAAGGGUUGAAGAAUCCACAGCAAGAGAACUUGCAUUAAUAAAAAGAGUUUCCGAGUUGGAAAGUCAGGCUACUCAAUCGGUUACAGGCACAACAAAUGGUUUGGAGGACUCAAUUACAGCAGACUACACACAUGUUUGCAAUAAGUUAGCUGAAAUUCAAACAAAAGAUAAAAAACUCGAGAAGGAAUUACAGCACUUCAAAAGCCUAAACCAGAAUAUCGAAUACUUAAGAGAAGAAAGGAAUUCAUUACAAGAAAGACUGAAAGGCUUAUCAGAUAUCGAAAACCAGAAGCUGUCUGUGGAUAUUGAAAACGCUAAUCUUCGAGCAGAGAGAGACACUUGGACACGUUACUUGAGCACCGUUCCCGAAUAUAAUCAUCUAACACCCGGCACAAUAGUCUACAACUUGACAAAGGUAGCAGACAAAGCAGACUAUUUGGAGACAAAAGUGACAUUCUUGGAAAAAGAAAUGCAUGAUAAAACAGAGCUUGUAAAAUUGAUGGAGGACCACGUCCGUGAUGUGAAAGAUGCGAUCUUAAAGAAAGAUCGGGAAAAUGCCUUGUUAUGUGAAGAAAACAAGUUAAACAGUUCGAGAGAAAGCAUGCUUAAGAGACAUAUUGACAUCUUGCAAUCUCAGUUACGUCUCUAUGAUGAAGCAGAAGUAGCCGAGUCUGAAACGACUUAUGAUGAAAAGAAGACGCAGCGUAUUUCCCAGCUCGAAGAGCUUCUUCGUAACCUUCAGAAUAAAUUCGUUGAAGAGGGUAAACUUUACAUCAAGGCUUUGUCAAUGACCUUUCCUCCUCCCGUCGAAAACGGUCCUUAUGAAAAGCUCACAUCUGGCGCCAGAAUCACCGAGUUCUUGGAAAACGUUUACAAUGAUAAGGAAUCAGCUCUCGAAGAUUUCACGGAAUUUAAGAAUGAAGUUAAGCAGCAUUUCUCAGUUAAUUCUUGUAUGCAUACUCGGGAAAACGAAAUCCCCAUCAAACAGGAACCAGUUCCAUCGCCUGCACGAGAAUCAUACUCAUCCGUGGCACCUAUCAUCAAACGAGAGCAAUCGCCGUCACCAUCACCCACACAGGAUAUACCCGCUGGUACACGUGUGCUUUCACUCCAAGAUAAUCCAGCUUCUCAGAUGCUCGCAAUCCGUCAAGAUCUUUUAAACAGAUUACAGAACGAGAAUAAGGAUUUGAUCCAAUUACGAUUGGACGAAAACCCCAAUGUCGACACUGUGAUCCUUCCCAAAACAAGCAUCACCAAUCUUUCUAAAGAGCUGGAUGAAUUCCAAGCCAAACGCGAUGCACUUUUAAAGCGUAUUGAUCGAGUGCACGAAGUCUGGAAUGAAAAAUUGACGGAUAUCAUGGCAAAAGUACGUGAUUACUUGGGCUAUAAAUUCACGCUCCGUAAUGAAGGAGUGAUCAGGAUUGAAUCUGUACAUGUGGAUGAAGCUGAUCUAUAUUUCCUGGUCAAUGAAGACAAUCUUUUACGUAUUGUCGGUGCCAAGAAGGAUGAGUAUUUAGCUCUAUUUAGUGAUAUUUAUCAAAGAUACGUCGUUCAAGAGAGAAACAUACCUGCCUUUCUGAAUGCCGCUGCUUUGGAACUCAUUGUUGGACAUGGCAAUCAAGAUCUAGUGCAUGAAGCCUCUGAGGAUGUCAGUGAAAACGUUGAUUCUGCAGACGCACCGGAACAGAUGGAAGUCGACAGAGUGGCCGAAUAUAAUGAUGAAGAAGAAGGAUAUGAAGAAGCAGAAGAGUCGGAUCAUGAUAUGGUUGAGUUUGGCUACGAAAGCGCUCAACCUGUGGAUACUAUGGAUGAGGAUGGAUUUCAAGCGUAUGAGGAAGGCUCGUCCGGAUCCAUGUCGGACGACUUGGAGGAUGAUUCUGCUGCAGAAGACGAACUAGAUUAUUAUGAAUCAGGAGAUAGAGAAUCUAGCUACGAUGAUGAAGAUACUCCAGUACCCACAGCGGAACCAGUGGAGAUUUGCUUAUUGGACUCAGAUUCGGAGUAA
Molecule: messenger RNA, 2541 nt
Organism: Mucor mucedo
Lineage: Eukaryota; Fungi; Mucoromycota; Mucoromycetes; Mucorales; Mucoraceae
Exons: 8
Coding region: 1-2541 (846 amino acids)
Biological process (GO): mitotic spindle assembly checkpoint signaling; attachment of mitotic spindle microtubules to kinetochore
Cellular component (GO): nuclear envelope; mitotic spindle; kinetochore
Source: RefSeq, a predicted model, not a curated record